UCGAACCGAUCAACGAUCUCAAACUGCGCUCGUGUUCUUCCAGACAAUUACCUCAUUGCAGCUUUCAUCCAACACACCCAUUUACAGGCGAUCAUCUUACCCGGUCCCAAGAGCUCUGACUGCCCUUCCGCACCUCUCAAUCGAUGGGCUCAAAACAAUGCCUUCGGCUUCCCCCUCUCCCAUCAAACGGCCCUCGCUAAAUGAACGCACGUCCUCUACCCAUUCCCUGAGUUCCUCGGGCAGACAGACCACCACCACCCACAAAGUCCACCGGCCUCACGUCGUCAACCGCCAUUCAAGAAAUGUCUCUCAUGGCAAAGGACUUAGUAAACUGGGCAAGGUCCAGUCUACAGCCAGCAUCACCUCCGACUACCAAGCUCAUCAUCAGAGGAAAAAGUCGGGAGGCACCUCGCCUCCCCACAGUCCAAAAACGCCUCUGGUGAAACGGAACAGCUCCCAUGUUGCCUUGGUCAAGAACACCUCAUACGGGAACCUGCGCAAAAAUCAGUCCGCCAACGCACUGCCACGAAACGCCUCUCACGGAGCGCUGAAAAAGGUCGGGUUGACGCCAGCAGUCAGAAAAAAGAGCAAGGGAGAGAAAGAUGGCGUGUUCCAACUGGGAGAUCGAUCUUCAGACGAUGAGGAGGAGGGUGAAUGGGAGGAUUCAACUACGCAGUCUCCCGAACUCACGCGCAACAACUCAAAGACAUCUACGCCUGCGCGGGCACAUACUCCGAACGGAGAGGCAGCACCUCGACACCCUUCAGAGGUGGACAUCAGCCGUCCCGAAAAGACCUCCUCGCCUCCCCAAGCAUCCUUGAAGACCAAGAACCGGUCUGCGCCUAAUCUCAAGAAUGAGCCGGUUGCAUCACAGCUGCAGAACCCGCCUGAUCCUGCACUUCUUCAACAAUAUCCACGUUCUUCUCGUGCCCCUCCGGCAAUGUCGACGGUUUCCGCGCACGUUGGACCUAGCCAGCUGGUGCGCAAUGACUCAUCCCGAUCCUUCACCCACAUCUCUCAUGCCGACGCUACUUCGUCAACAGCCAACACCGGCCACACCGGCCACACCGGCCACACCGGCCUUACUCCCGCCUCCGGGAAACUGACACCUGCCUCGUCUGGCCACGUGUCCGGGCCUGUUUUGGUGUCCUCGUCUGUAGAAGGUGGUGUUUCGCAUUUCCUACCGACCGACACUCCAGCUGGUUCUGUCCGCCAUAUUGCAGACGAUUCCGAUGAAGACUCGCCGUCGAAUUUUCUUUCCAACUACAAACCCCAGCCGUCGGAAUCCCCGGAGAAGACCAAGACCCUUCACAAGGCAAGGAUAUCCCAGAAUCCAUCCAGGACGCAGCAGAAGCUUGAGCUUCAGAGAAGGGAGAUCAUGAGAGCAGGGGCUGCAACACCCACAACCCCUCCCCCGGCUGGGAUGGGACUCCCUCUAGGUUCUGGGACGGCUUUACACGGCCGCGCGGGAUCCAGAAAUAGGAAUCGAUCUCUGGCCGGGGAAAUCAAAGCCGCGAAACAGGAUUAUGAAAGUGCGGUCAAACAGCUGAUGGUGGUCAGGCGGUUCCGGAGUCCACUAGUUGAAAGCAUGAACCGACUCAAGGAGCAAAAUUCGCUGCCACAGGACGUUGGCUCCGUCACCUCGAGCGGCGCAUUUUCCAAGAGCAGACCGCAAAGUCGGCGUGGACCUAGUACCACUAGCGUGAACGGACAUGCGAAGACUGGCAUGAGCCGAAGUUUUGAGGACCCCAAGCCAUCGCCACUGUUGUCACGGUCCAACAGCAGCCGCCACGGGGGUAGAGUCCAUUUCCAGCGGCAGAGUAGCCAUGACGAUAUCGAAGUGACACCGUCGCAGGGCAAUCUCGAUGGUGCUCAGGACGACGAGCAAUUUGGGCUUUCACCGGAAGAGGCGCUGAUACGGCGAAUUUGGGACAGUCGGGAAGUGUAUGAUGCUGGGGAACCCGGAUCGGCGUGAGGGUUCAUGAUUGGGUAUGGAAGAACGCGGUGAUCGGUUGCUUCUCCCUUUGGCGUUUCAUGUUGCUUGUUGCUAUUCUUCUGCGUUUGAGCGCAUUAUGACUUAGUAGUUGCCGGUUUUGCAGACCGCAGGCCGAAUCUUGUAAAGGGGAGUGCUGCAGCGAAAUCCCUGGUUUUGGGAGAUGUUUGGCACUUGAAUUUGGUUGUUGCCGACCCAGUGACUGGCUUCUUAGUCCUUGAGAGUCGCCUUCUCAGCCACGAAAGAGUUCGA
Molecule: messenger RNA, 2245 nt
Organism: Cladophialophora immunda
Lineage: Eukaryota; Fungi; Ascomycota; Eurotiomycetes; Chaetothyriales; Herpotrichiellaceae
Exons: 1
Coding region: 158-1975 (605 amino acids)
Cellular component (GO): fungal-type vacuole membrane; TORC1 complex
Source: RefSeq, a predicted model, not a curated record